Molecule: messenger RNA, 1926 nt
Organism: Strongyloides ratti
Lineage: Eukaryota; Metazoa; Nematoda; Chromadorea; Rhabditida; Strongyloididae
Product: Homeodomain protein CUT and Lambda repressor-like, DNA-binding domain-containing protein
Exons: 5
Coding region: 1-1926 (641 amino acids)
Molecular function (GO): DNA binding
Source: RefSeq, a predicted model, not a curated record
AUGAAUUGUUUUUGGUCUCUUCAAACUCUUUUUGUAUUUCAAAACAUUACUUUUUUUUUGUGUAUCUUUUUAGUGGUUUGGCAAAGUCAAAUAUAUGAAUUCAAGGUAGUUGAUUAUGCUUUUUUAAUGUAUACUUUUGUGUUAGAAUUGUUAAGACGCGAUAUCGUUAUGUCUAUAUUAAAGAAUAUUAGGAUUCGUUUUAAAAAUAAUACUGGUGAUGAUUAUGAAACAAUUGAGAAUGCUCGUGAAAUUCCUAUUACAACAGGAUGUAUAAAUUUCAGAAAUGGUGACAUUAUGAAUGAAAACAAUAGAUCAAAAGCAGAUAUUGGUAGCAUUGAUAAUUUAUUUGAAAAAGAUAAUAUUAAAAAAAAUAAUUUACAAGCAUGUAAUAAUAAGGGUGAAAAUAUUAGUUCUAUACAUAAUAAUGUUACGGAAAAAAACAUAGAAUCUCAAAAUUUAGAAAAAGAAACAAAUGAUUUAUCUUUAGGUGAUAACAAUAAAGUAUUAGUUAAUGAAAAGUGCUUAAAUGAUUGUGAAUCUGAAACCCGUACAUCUAACGAAUGUUCUAAAAGUUCUGAAAAAGAUCAAAUAGUUGAUGAAAGAUGUGGUAGUUCUUCAUCAUUUCAAAAUGUUGAUCAGGAAAAUUCUAGCGAAGUAAAAGAUGCACCAUCAGGUGAUUCUAAUUCUUCAGCAUCAAGAGAUACUUCAGAUUCUUCUGGAAAAUCAUUUAAUUUUGAAAAUGAUAAAGAUGGAGUUGAAAAAAUAUAUAAUCCUGAAGACAAAGAUGAAUAUCGUAAACAUAUUGAAUCAAAAAUGAGUCAAUUAUGGGUGUUAGUUGAUAAUUUUGGUAAAGCUAAUAUCGAAUAUGUAGAUAGUAAGUAUUUUGACUUCAAUGAUUUUUUUAAAAAUGAAGAACAAUAUAAAAAAUUGCCUUUUAAUGUGUUGUGCAAUCGUGUUACGGAUGCUUAUAAACAAUCAGGAGAUAUAAAUGCAUAUAUUAGUACAAAAACAGAAUUAUCAAAGAAUUACAAAUCUGAAAUGUUAAUUCAAGCAACAUACCUCAAAGAUCAAUUAUGCAAAUUACAAAAAUUUACGGAUCAAAUAGAGAUGGAAAAUGAAGCAAAACGAAAUAAAGUUGAAAAAAAAUUAGAAGUAUUCUAUAAAAAGUCUAAUGAUGAAUUUAAAAAAUUAAAAAUUAAUUUAACACUUGGUGAGUUUAAGGAAAUUUUUGAUUCUUACCAUGAUUUCCGUGUUGAAAGGAUACUUCAAGGUGAAACAUCUUUAAAUGAUGGUAGUAGCAAAGAUAGAAAGAAUAAAAAAAAUAAUAAGGAAAAUGAUAAAGAAAAUACAAAAAGUAAAGAUAAUGAUAUAAGUGUAAAUAAUGUUUCACCAGAAGAAAUAAAAAAACGAAAUAUUGAUUUUAUUCGUCGAUUAACUGGAAGGUAUAGUCAUUCAAAUUCUCAGCAUAAGCCUAAAAAAGAUAAACCACUAGCUCAAAAAGUUGUCAGUAAAUCGCAAAAUAUAAGCCAACUUCAAUUUGUUGAGAGAAAAUGUAAUUAUACAUUAAUAAAUUGUCCUGAAUUGAUAAGAGAUAUUUCAAGACUAGAUUACAAUGAGAAUGGUUUUCAAGGACAUUUAGAUAUUGAUACACUUUGUCAGGAGAUGCGUAAUUAUUUAUUAACACAUACAAUUUCAAGAUAUCAUUUUAGUCAAAAAGUGCUAGGAAUGUCUGGUGGAGCACUCAAUGAACUUCUUAAUAAACCUCGUGUUUUUGAAGAGCUUACUGAAAAAGGUAUUACUUCUUUUCUAAAAAUUCGUGUUUAUCUUGAUAUUGUGAAAAGUAAAGGUCCGUAUGAAGGAAAAAAAUUAACACCAGAAAAUAUUGCACUAAUUAAGAAAUUAAACAAAUAUUAUCAAUGGAAGUAA